Molecule: messenger RNA, 2477 nt
Organism: Erigeron canadensis
Lineage: Eukaryota; Viridiplantae; Streptophyta; Magnoliopsida; Asterales; Asteraceae
Product: inactive poly [ADP-ribose] polymerase RCD1-like
Exons: 8
Coding region: 540-2252 (570 amino acids)
Molecular function (GO): NAD+ poly-ADP-ribosyltransferase activity
Source: RefSeq, a predicted model, not a curated record
UACUUUCCUCACCUCCAUCAUCCCUAUUUCUUCGAAUCUCGCCGACCUAAUUUUUUCUUUUUCCCCAAGCAAAAUACUUAGAAAAAAAUUCAACCAAUUCACACACAAAUAUAAAAAUCUUUUAAAAAGGAAAUAAUAUGAUCAACAAAGUCAUCGCUUCUAAUACGUCGCCGUCUCUUCUCAAUUUCCCCAAAAUUCAAUCUUCAACUUUUACCUAUUCAGAGACGGCGACUUCAACAUCCGAUCUAUCUUUCUAUUAAUCGAUCAUAUAAUCCAUAUAUACCUGUAUUUAUACAUCUAUAUAAUUAGGGUUUUUAUUUUGGUGUAGUAUUGAAUAGAGCUGUAAUUACUCUGAUAGUAUUAGAAAUUUGUCGAUCUCAAGCAAUGACAGGGAGAUGGUCGCAUAUUAAGGAAGUGAAGCUGAUUUCAAAACAUGGACAUGCAAUUUCUUCUGCUCUUAGCUUUAGUAAACUGUAUAUUUCACCCAGAAUUUAACUUUUAGGCAGACUAGUGUAAAUAAGAUUAACCGUGUAGAUAAAAUGUCAUCAAAGGUCUUGAAAGUAUCAGCAAAUGGUCGUAGAAGAGUUAUCGUUGAUUCAAAAAGGAAAAUAGUAACCCAAUGCAAGGCUCAGUUAGUCAAUGCUAUUCAGAAAACUUCAAGUGUGAGACCAGUAUGGAACAAGUCCGGAAAGAGAAAACGGGAAAACGAAUGCAAAAACAAAUGUUCUUUGUGCUCAAGGAAAAUUUUACUGAAAAACUAUUCAAAUUUUAUGAGGAGUGGGGUGCCACAACGUUUGCUAUUUUCUCAAGAUGGGCAAUGGGUUGACUUCUCGCAAGAAAUAAUUGACUUGAUCAAAGAAGAUUUCAGGUCAAAGAGGGCGGCAAUUGAAGUGAAAUCUAACGGAUGUCAUUUCAUUCUAGACAUUUUAUAUAUGAUUCAGGUUGAUUUGAAAACAGGUUGUCAGAAGCCUAUUGCUUGGAUUGAUGACGCGGGUAGCUGUAUUUUUCCUGAGAUUAUUUCCGGCUGUUAUGGGAAUCAUGAAGAUUUAGAUUUUAGUGAGUCAUCUAUGGCCCCUGAAAUUAAUUUGCAUCUGGAAAUUGAGCUUAACGGAUUAAAUAAUGGAAAAGAUGAGGACUGUGUUGGAGAGUCAAAUGUUAAACGAGUCAAACUUGACCAGGAAGGUCAAAGGAUUGGUAGCAAUGCUGUUGAGGAAAUUCAAAAGAGCGUUGAGUGUGCAUCUCCAGUUUUGGGAAGUAAUUGUGGGACUGUGGAUGUAGAAGCUGCUAGAAACAUGUUUAUCAUGGCUCUAGGUGAUUUAAAAGUUGACUUUCUAGAUGCCAAGAAAUGCACCAGCAGUUUUAUGGAAGCACGGCUGGAAAUCUUUCAGAAACAGGUAGAAAUUACUCAAAAGCUCCGGGGAAAGGCUAACUUGCAAUAUGCAUGGUUCGCAGCUGUUCGAGGUGCACCUACUGAGGUUAUGUUUUAUGGCCAUAAUGGGCCACAGCUGGGGAAAUAUGGCUAUGGAGUUCACCUUGCAUCGGUUCAGUCUGUCCACAGCAGUGCUACGAUUUGUGAUAUUGACGAAAAUGGACUACGGCAUAUGGUCUUAUGCCGUGUGAUCUUGGGGAAUACAGAACUUGUUCAACCAGGGUCGAAACAGUUUUAUCCAAGUAAUGAGUGCUUUGAUAGCGGAGUUGAUGAUUUGCAGAAUCCAAAUCAUUAUGUUAUCUGGAACUCGAACAUGAAUACCCACAUCUUCCCCGAAUGUGUCGUCAGUUUCAAGUUAUCUUCGACUGUCAAAGGAAAUCCAGUUGCUGAAGUAAGUAGGGUUGAUAUAUCAAGAGUCACCACAACUCAUGAUCCUAAUGGACCCGUGAACCAAGAUUCUUCUUCGAGUAAAACAGGUAAAAACGACCCUCAGUUGGAAGCUAUGAAGCUGUCAUCUCAGGAAAAGGUUCCAAGUAUUGGUUCUAGCACACCCAAGGAACCUAAAUCUCCAUGGAUGCCUUUCUCUAUGUUGUUUGAAGCUGUCGCUGCUAAAGUAGCCCCGAAUGAUAUGAGACUACUCUGUAUUUUUUACGAGGCUUUUAGGGCCAAGAAAAUGACUCGGGAAGAGUUUAUUAGGAAGUUGAGGUCUGUAGUUGGUGAUCAGAUAUUGAGGUCUACCAUAUCUGUCCUCCAGAGCAAGAAGAUUCCUAAAUCUACUAACAUGGCGGAAGCUAAGGAGGUGCAAGAAGGUCGAAAUGUUUAGAAACUUGAAGGCAUUUGGUGUUGCUUUCUAUGGGACUUCAUUGCAUUUGUUGGAUGAUGCAAGUAGAUUGUUUGUCUUCUGGUUGUGCUCAUAUUUCAUAAAACUAGUCAUGUGGGUACUUUUGAACUCUUAUGCCAUAACGCUGGAUUCCCCUAGCUGUAUAUGGAAGGAUUUAAAUUUAGUAAAGCAUCGUUUGGUGCUUUAUUUGUUGCUCUUUAUUUUAAA